AUCCUGUUAGUCCUUAUAAUACUGUUUUGUGCAUCUAAUUAGCUAUCAAAUGUCCUCAUAAUUGAGUAAGUCCUCAUAAGUUGUGUUGUGUGUAAACAAACUCUGAAGUGAAAUCUGUGCUGUGUGGCUCAAAAUAGAUUUUUUUUUUUUGAUAUACACACAUCUCUUGUAGAGCAAGUGGAAAGGGGAGUCCCCCUAAUGCAGCAAAAAAACCGGUUUAGGGUGCAGUGUCCUUGUAGUGCACAAAAACCCGUGCGUGUGUGUGUGUAUGUGUGUGUGUAUGUGUGUGUGUGUGUGCAUGUAUGUGUGUUCUGCGCUUCGCUCGGAUGGAGGAGAAGAAGAAGUGUGUGAACGCGCGUUUUCUCUCCGUCGAUGGGGAUCUGGGUUUUUCUGAUGCUCGCGGCGCGCGCAGAAGCGUUCGGGAUUAAUAAUAAUAAUAAUAAUAAUAAUAAUAAUAAUAAUAAUAAUAAUAGUCGUGUGUUCGGUUAGUAGACUGUUUAUCCGCAAAACAACUUUUUGUUUCCGUUCCGCUGUCUGUCGUUUUCGUGCUGCGUUCAUAUCCGCCGUGUUACUUUCGCGCGCGCACUAUGCUGCUCGGCGCUCCGGCGCUCACGUGGCUUCUUUCCGGCGCAUUCGGACCCAACCGGAGGAGGCGCGCGGCCGCUCGGUCAGUCCGUGUGCGCGCUUUUUGGUCCCCUUAGAACAGAUUUUUCUCUCUCUCUCUCUCUCUCUCUCUUUUCUUCUUCUUUUUCUUCUGCAAGCAUUUUUUUUAUUCUAUUUAUUUUAUUUAUUUAUUUUUAUUUUUGGAUGAAGGACCGACUUGAGCCUUGAGACUUACGACUUAAGACUUGAGACGCGCGCGUGCCUGCGCGUCUUCAUCGGGUCUGCACCGAGAGGAGACUCGUCGGAGAAUCUCUCGAGAAACCGGAGGGGACACAAAGUGCACGAGACUGGAGGCGAGACGCAGAUAUGGGUCUGUCGAGUUGUGCCAAGAGAUUAGCAUGCCUCCUCUCUCUCCUUGCCUCCUUCUUCCAUCUUCUCUGCUCCGGGGAGAAAACAUGUCCUUACAGCUGCCGUUGUGAGAGUAAAAUCGUCCAUUGUGACUCAGCAUCUUUCAUCGAUGUCCCAGAAAACAUUUCAGUAACUUGCCAGGGUUUGUCUCUGCGAAACAAUGACUUGCACACAAUGCUCCCUUACCAGUUUGCCCACCUGAACCAGCUCCUCUGGCUGUACCUGGACCACAAUCAGAUCUCGUUUGUAGACAGCCGUGCUUUCCAGGGCAUACGACGGCUAAAGGAGUUGGUCUUAAGCACCAACAGGAUCUCACAACUACACAAUGCUACGUUCCACGGCGUGCCAAAUCUGCGUAGCCUGGACCUGUCCUAUAACAAACUCCAGGAAUUGCAGCCAGGUCAGUUCCAUGGUCUUCGAAAGCUACAAAAUCUGCAUCUACGCUCCAACGGGCUCACAACAAUUCCUGUUCGGGCUUUCAUAGAGUGCAGAAGCCUGGAGUUUCUGGAUCUGGGGUACAAUCGACUUCGUGUCCUCACGCGUACUACGUUCUUGGGUUUAUCUCGGCUGAUGGAACUGCACCUGGAGCACAAUCAGUUCUCCAGGAUCAACUUCUUUCUUUUUCCACGCCUUGCAAACCUCCGUGGGCUGUAUCUCCAGUGGAAUCGUAUCCGGGCAGUUAACCAAGGCUUCCCCUGGAUGUGGUAUACCCUGCAGAAGCUGGACCUGUCUGGCAAUGAGAUCCAGAGUCUGGAUCCUGUGGUUUUCCAAUGCUUGCCAAAUCUUCAGGUUCUUAACUUGGAGUCUAACAAGCUUGCUAAUGUGUCCCAUGAGACGGUGGCAGCCUGGAUUUCCCUCUCAACAAUCAGCCUCGCUGGGAAUGUCUGGGACUGUGGGCCGGGCAUUUGUCCUCUCGUCGCAUGGUUAAAGAAUUUUCGUGGAACUAAAGACACAAGUAUCAUUUGCAGUAACCCUAAACAUCUUCAAGGGGAAAAGGUUAUGGAGGCAACAAAAAAUUAUAUCGAUUGUGAUGAUUUUGAACUCAUUGCCCAAACACCGUUUCCGCACCACACUUGGGAGUCAAGUAUGGAAACUACCCCUGAGCCAAUCUUGCCUUUGACAACUGCCGAACUACCCCUGCCUCCAGCCACCUCUGAACCACCCAUCCCACCAUUGUUGGCUCAACCUCUUCCUUAUCCUACUGUCCCUGAAACCAACCCCAGAGACACCCCUCCGAAUACGCCACCACCCUCCAACAGCCUGCUAGUGACACCGUCUCCAGAACAAGAGGACUUAUCCUUCCAUAAGAUUGUGGUUGGUGGUGUGGCACUUUUCUUUACAACAUCACUCAUCUUGAUGGUGAUAUACGUCUCCUGUAGACGGUAUCCUGGAGCCACACGGCUGUUGCAACAGCGCUCCGUGGUCGGACGGAAGCGACGGAAAAAGAGUCCCGAGCCAGAACAGAACCUGAGCUCCCAACUGCAGGAAUAUUACAUGAGCUACAACCCUGCUGCUACGCCAGAAGCCAUGGAUGUACUGGCCAAUGGGACUGGUACUUGCACAUGUACCAUAUCCGGCUCCAGGGAAUGUGAGGUAUGACAAUGUCAAGGGCAGCCUAAAAUCAAAACAAAUCAAAGCAAAUGAAACGGCUCUGGACAGCAGAGGUAAACUUCUUCAUUGUGUACGCCAUUCGUACUCACUUGAGUAAGCAUCAGGAUAAGCACCCUUGACUCCUUAUAGUCGGCUUUAUGACUUAUUCCCUUUUCGCUUUUAGAGCCAGCUUUACACUGUACGAUUUCCGGCUUGAUUUUAUUCUCGUUACUUCUGUCCCAAAAACAUGCAUCGGAGAGUACAAACCAAAGUCGCGUCCCAAAUGACAUACUAUGAAUUUUAGAAAGGUCGUAUCAUCUAUAACGGAACACUAGCGAUUUUUCACUAACUGUAAGGAAUAAGCCGUUUCCCAGUCGUUGGUCCAUGAUGUCAAACACACGUAAUGUGACACCACUAGCUUUACCAGAGUACCCAUUUGCAACGAAAAAACAUUUAUUGAUUAUACUGUUUAUGUCAGAGUUACUUUUUAUGCCCAACAUGACCUGAGUCACCGUCAGAUGGAGGCGUAAUCGUCACGUGACCCAAGUCCUCUAAGACAGUGGAGGCAUUUUAUAUUACCAAACUCGGUUUGAUGAAUGUCCAUGUUUAUGCAAAUCCAUCGAUGACCUAAUGACCUAGACGUCAUCCCACAGCGUGAAAAGAGCGCUGAAAUCGCACAGUGUAAACCCGGCUUACGUUUACCAAUCACAGAAUUUAGCAUGUUGCACCAAGACACAUUAGAAUCAUUGAGAAUCAGGAGUCAAUGGUUACUUAACCAAACUGAUUCGAUUGCAGCAAUGCUUCACUCACUAUUUCUUUUGCACUUCAUUAUUUUAUUCUGUUUGCUCCGCCGCAGCGUUCGGAUUGGCUACGCAGUAUUUCUUCGGGGAAAAAAAAACCCAGAGCUAUGAAAUCCAGAUGCACGGCGAACCAUUUAUUUAGUGGAAAAGUGUUAUUUUAUUGCACUUGCCAUCGCUAGCGGUAAUGAGUAGCAUUAGCGCACAUAUUAAAUAUGGCCAAAUUAAAGCUUUCGGUUUGCAUUUCACGGAAGACUUAACGGUCAUACGUCUUGAUGUGAAACUGAUUUUGCUUGUUGGAUUACCAUGGAACAGAUGUCGAAUGAUUCAUUUUCAGCAAAAGGCACAGAAGGCACUUGAAAUAUAGAUAUAGAUAUAGAUCUGCAAGGCUCAUUAGUGAGAAAAGGAAACUGCUUUCCUCCUACCUGACUAUAAUUACUUGUAUUUAAUGUAGACGAUGGACUUUUUGUCUCUCUUUUAUCUCUUUUACCUCCUUCUGCAGAACCAUAUGUGCCAAUUUUGCAAGAUUAAAAUGGAAGUGGAGAGAUUGUAGGACAUUUAAUAUGGGUUUGGUGGAGUGUUUGUUUUUAGGGGUGUUACAGUUUGAAAAUAUCACACUAUGAUAACCUAUUCUAAAAAAAAAUAUCAUGGUUAUUAAUCAACCAUUUUAAAAACACAUGAGCUGGUGGUGAAAUAUUUAUUAGGAAUUUUUUUUUUUUUUUUGUACAAAAGUCUUUUUGCACAAGAUUCUGUAUACGUAAAUAAAUCGAAAGGAAACAAAAAGUUCAAAUUUCCUAAUUGGUCUUUUUUCUGCCGGUUCGUUUUCUGGGCAUACGUUUGUUAAAUAAUGUUGUCGGAGGUCUUUCUGAUCGUUUUGCAUGGGGUUUCUGGGAUCUCUGUCUUCACAAUGUACACAUGGUCAUCACAUUCAAAAUGUCAUGCAUGCUAGAUAUACCUCAUUUUAAUGCAAACUAAUUGGGACUUUUAUUCAGCCCUCAUU
This is a messenger RNA of Ictalurus furcatus (blue catfish), 4398 nucleotides long. RefSeq names its product leucine-rich repeat transmembrane neuronal protein 4-like. The record is from RefSeq and is a predicted model, not a curated record. Gene Ontology annotation, molecular function: protein binding. The transcript has 2 exons. NCBI's taxonomy places the organism in Eukaryota, Metazoa, Chordata, Actinopteri, Siluriformes, Ictaluridae. Bases 970 to 2610 code for a protein of 546 amino acids.